AUGGCUCGUCAACAGCGGAAGAAAGCACGUGCACACGGCGUAGCAGCACGCUCUAAAGCUUCCUCAACCAAGCAGCAGGACCUGAAACAAGUUGAUGAACUGAGCGCCGCCGCCAGUUUGAGCCGUGGCCAACGCAAGCGCCUUAAGCGACGCGCUGCCUUUAUGCGUAAGAUGGGUAUCGUGUCGCGUGUGACUCAGGAACAGCAGAAACAGGCCGAGACGGCCGAAAACGGCGUGUUCGCCGGUCUGGACGAGCUCGAGAGCUCGUUAUUUCAAGCCGAUGAAAAGAAGAAGACCAAGACAGGCAAGAAGAAGCCACUUAGUGGCCGUCAGCGCCAGAAGCUGGCGGUGCGCGAGCUGGGCCAGCUUAAGGCUGUGCAGACCCACGCCAGCUUCAAGAACGACCCGUUCGCCGCCAUCCAGGCCCAUCUGCAGAACACCGUGGUGCAGGCUAACCACGAGCUGCUGGAGAAGACUAACAAGAAGACCAAAAGCGCCAAUAAGAUGGAUGUCGAGGCCUAA
Molecule: messenger RNA, 522 nt
Organism: Phytophthora infestans T30-4
Lineage: Eukaryota; Oomycota; Peronosporomycetes; Peronosporales; Peronosporaceae
Exons: 2
Coding region: 1-522 (173 amino acids)
Biological process (GO): maturation of SSU-rRNA from tricistronic rRNA transcript (SSU-rRNA, 5.8S rRNA, LSU-rRNA)
Cellular component (GO): preribosome, small subunit precursor; 90S preribosome; nucleolus
Source: RefSeq, a predicted model, not a curated record